CUCUUGUGGAAGACAGCUGGAGACUGUAGCAAGCCACAUCGCAGAGUGAGCCCCAAUCCCCUGACACACCUGCAAGAGGUAGAACUCCACAUGGCAAAGAGGCAUUUGCCGCAGGCACACCACCGGACUACACUGGCAAGACACUUCAGCAGCUUGCAGGAAGCUGUUUCAUCCCAGUCAGACAACUCAGCCACAAAGAGCAGAGAGCAAUCAGUUCUGAUUUCUUCUUAUGUUCACUAUCAGGUUUUGCGUAAGACUAAGAAAUCUAUCCAGAAGCUGGAGCAAACCUUGAGUUCUUUGCUGAAGAUGAAAGAGCCCUUCAGUCUGGAGGAUGGGAACCUGUCCAGCUUGGAGGAAGUCAGGGAGGAAUAUGUCAAGAGGCACUUCAGCAGUCACAGCACUGCAUCAGCCUCGGAAGCUGUGAGUGAGAGUUACUCUACCAUCUGGUGUUUGAUGCAAGAACAUGAAAAACAAACAAUGGAGGAGAAUGGGAAGCCAGAAUUUGUCCAGUCUCCACACACUUUAUCCCUGGAUCUGGUGGAGUUUGAACGAUACCUGUAUUUUUAUACACACACAGUGGACUUGCUGAGAGAGCAUGGAAUUGUUUGCACUGAGGAGGUGCCUCUUCCUGAGGUCUCCACAGCUAUUUCCCACCUCUGGCAAGAACUUUCUGAAGAAAGGAGAGGCAGCAUCUUGCAGUACUGUAGCCAGAGAGAUUUCCUCAUGAAUCCUAAGGCUGCUUGCCAAGAGCCUGCGUGCACUGAAGGUAGCGUGAGGGAGAGCCAAGGUAACGGUGAGGAAGCCAGUAGUUCCUCAGUCUCCACACCAGAGGAAGUAAUGUUUGAAGAUGCGUUUGAUGUUACUGCUGGUUUCCUUGACAGAGACGAGACUCAGGGAAUGUCUAGUCAGAGUUCAGCAUUUGCAAGCUGCACUUCUGAAAAUCCAGAGGAACACCACAGACUCUAUCUGCAGAUCACUGACUUCCUAAAAAGCCUCUUCUUUGCUAAUACCCAGUUUUGCCAGGAAGAAGAUCUUCAGUUCGAUGAUGACACUGUGAUGCUGAGGUGCACCGAGACCUUCGAUGAUGAAGAUUUCUAA
Messenger RNA from Phaethon lepturus (White-tailed tropicbird), 1098 nucleotides. It is a transcript of the gene STRA8, whose product is annotated as stimulated by retinoic acid 8. NCBI's taxonomy places the organism in Eukaryota, Metazoa, Chordata, Aves, Phaethontiformes, Phaethontidae. Gene Ontology annotation, biological process: cellular response to retinoic acid; meiotic cell cycle. The transcript is spliced from 8 exons. The annotation marks the transcript as partial. The record is from RefSeq and is a predicted model, not a curated record.